UGCAUAUUGGAUGCAAGCAGGGUUGAAACAGGCAUUCAUGUCAGCAUGUGGGUUCACACAGGUGCCCAGCUGGAUCUCAACCAGGCCACUACAAGUUACAACACCUUAAAUGUUGUCGCCGGCAUGUUAACACUUAGCAUGAUGACUUACAUACUGGCUUCAGGUUGCAUUGGACAUGCAUGUCAGCUAAUGUCAACCACCACUCCUCUCCCUACUUGGUACAUGUAGCUUGUUGCCUGACCGACAGCUUCCCGGUCAACACUGUGAUAUUGACGGGCGACGGUAGAGAUAUGAAUAGGGGAAACGGGAUGAUAAGCUUACAAUAGCCGUGCCAAGGUUUAGGUGUUGUUCUUAACCAAAAGUUGGGCAGUUGUGCAACUAGUGCUGAGCAUCCAUAUUCAGAGAGUCGCUGGGGG
This is a messenger RNA of Canariomyces notabilis, 416 nucleotides long. RefSeq lists its product as uncharacterized. The record is from RefSeq and is a predicted model, not a curated record. Bases 46 to 228 code for a protein of 60 amino acids. The transcript has a single exon. NCBI's taxonomy places the organism in Eukaryota, Fungi, Ascomycota, Sordariomycetes, Sordariales, Chaetomiaceae.